Messenger RNA from Esox lucius (northern pike), 8948 nucleotides. Its product is annotated as sorbin and SH3 domain-containing protein 1. The coding region runs from base 340 to 4782 and encodes 1480 amino acids. Gene Ontology annotation, biological process: cell-substrate adhesion. The record is from RefSeq and is a predicted model, not a curated record. NCBI's taxonomy places the organism in Eukaryota, Metazoa, Chordata, Actinopteri, Esociformes, Esocidae. Gene Ontology annotation, cellular component: cell-substrate junction; cytoplasm; nucleus. The transcript is spliced from 28 exons. Gene Ontology annotation, molecular function: protein binding.
AGAAGUGGGUGCAGAGACCAGCCUGUAUCACUUCACCUAAUUAAGCUCAGAGGUCAAGAUACUAAGUUGAGAGAAAUCUUAAAGAGGGUCUUUACAGUUUGGAGUUUUGUGUCCAGUUGUGACCAUCUGAGAGAGCUUCCUACUCCAGGCCUGUUUAUUUGCUUUACAAAGAAUCCUGGCUGUCCAACAGGGGGCAGUGUGACAUUUGACCAAUUUCUCAAAAUCGAGACUCAUCAGACCAGGCAACAUUCUUCCAGUCUUCAACUGUCCAAUUUUGCUCCGGAGGUCCCCUUGGGUCCUCGCUGUGUGUCGUCUAUUAAGAUAACCCCUCUGACAAGCAUGAAAGGCUCUCCCGACCUGAUUCCGAACACAGAGCUGGACCCUACAAGGGUGUGCAAAGGGAAGGGGGUCGUGACCCUUAGGGCAACUCUGGUCCACAUCGACGACGAGGACUGUGUCAGCGAUGAAUCCAAUGUCGACACUGCACCUUGUGGUUGGAUCAGUCAGAUCAAUGGAGACUGUUCUGAAACGGGAUUGGCCGAGGGAGGCUUCCACGACAACACAGCUGAUUUAUCAACAGUCAGUAGAACUCAACAUCAGAAAAGUUCAACUGUGAAUCUAGACAAAAGACACAUUCCCAUGUCCACGGACAUUCAUAUCUCAUCGACAAAUGUGUACUCAUCCACGACCAACACUGUCAACCCAACCAUAGUUCGGCUACAGCACAAUCAAGGUCACACCCCAGAGAAAGACAAGGCACCUGAUCUAGGAAGAGUAGUUGGGACAGAGAGAGAACCGAGUCAACACCCAGAAAUGGAUGGCAAGAGGAUGAGGUUCUCACAGUCUUCUUUACUGGGCCCACUGAACCAGCCCAUAGUGCCAGUACGGAACACAGAGAAGUCCAAGGACUGGUACAAGAGCAUGUUCAAACAGAUUCACCGACUUCCAGAACCUGUUGAGGAAAACCCAUACCGUCCCACCUACAUAUUCCCAGAAUCCUAUGUUCCUAAGCAGAUGAAAACCACAGAUGACUCACACUCCCCAUAUGGUUAUGUGGAAGAUGUGAAAGGGGUUCCACGGUCAAGAAGUGCAACUGAAGUUGACCAUAGAUUGUCAAUGCCUGUGCCAACGCGCUCCUCUUCCCUCAAACCUGCCAAAAGGAACCAGUGGGAUCCCCCCGACAGAAAGGUAGACACCAGGAAGUACCGAGCUGAGCCCAAAAGCAUCUUCGAGUACGAGCCUGGAAAAUCGUCGGUUCUGAAACUGGAGAGAAAGACUCAGGACAUAAGUCCAGAAGAUGUAGAUUUAGAGAAUGAGCCUUGGUAUAGAUUCUUUUCAGAGAUGGAGUUUGAUAAAGCGAGUGCCCCCUCUUUCAGCCCACUGGAAACACCCUCAGACCUCCAGCUGUACUCUGGGUGUAAGGCCGGACCAAUCGAGGUGGAGAAGGACGAAGGAUCGUCCGGCAGUGAGCCAGCGGCUCCAGAAUGCGACCGCCUUGUUUACAAAAGCGUCCUGGAGGGCGGCGACAUUCCACUGCAGGGCCUACGGGCACUCAACAAGCGCCAUGCCAGCACCUCUUCUAAAGUGGAUAAUCAAGGUGGGAAUGGCUAUAUAAUUUCACUCUGCUCUUCUGUAAAUAGUCAAUCGGCUCUUGCCAGUAAUGCCCUAGGUUUCCAGUGUACGAAUAAGAAGUCUUUAUCUGCUGCCAAAGCCUGCAUACCUCAAAUCCUACCGUCAAAGUUCAAACCUAAGCAAGCGCCCCCUAGUGGCGACAGCCAAGAAAGGAAAACUGUGUCUUCUGGUUGCCCCAAGGCACAUAGCUGUGAGGACAUAUACAGAUGUGGAGCAGGGACCAGAGUGAACUCAAACAAUUACUCUGAAACUGAUUUUAACAAUGGCAGCCCUGCUACUAGAAGGAGCACAUCCGAGUUCUCCAGCCUCUACCGGAACAUGCACAGCAUUCAGAGACCAGCCUGUUCUGUGGGGUCCAGCCCCCGUGGGAGUGUCCGUAGCCUGACUUCCCUGUUCGAGAAGGUGGUCGACGACGACCCUGAUGGAGAGGCUGGUGGCAAUGCCCCAGGUCGGGACGCCGUGUCUUCGCGUGUGUCAGAGUUCGAACUGAUCAUCCAGCGCUCCAGCCCGGCUCCCACACGUUCCUCCUCCAUGCCAGUGCUUCCGAGCGGACCCAGCCACUGCCCCAGCCCCUCCAACCUCUUCAUGGCAUCGGCUGUCUCAGCUGAGUCACUGCUGGUCACUGAUCCCGGAACACGCAGGCAGACAGGUGGCUGCCCUCCGGAGGACAUGGAGGGCAAGGCGGCCCAGGAUGAGGCAUCUAUGUCAAGCAGCAAGAUUGUAGAGGUGGUGGCGUCCCCAGUGUACGGCGUUACACUGAGAGCUGAAUCGCUAUCUGGGACAGAGGCAGAGGUUGAGCAACAGGGCUCUGCUGACAAAUCCCCAGUACCUUUAGAAGAAGCCCUUGUACCUUCAAAGAAACCCCCAGAGGUUCUUAUCACUGGAAUCUCAAACAAUCCACUGGAACUAGUCACACCCGUCCGUCCCACACACAGCCAACAUCAACACCUCCUCCACAACCACAACCACCUUAAACCCAGCACCAAGUGCAAAGGGUCCUGCCCUGCCUCCUACACCCGCUUCACGACAAUUCGGCGCCAUGAGAGGCAGCAGCAGGCCACAGCCCAGCAGGAAAACCUGUCUACUCAGGAGAAGAUAAAGAACUCCUCCCCCCUCGCCAUAAACUCCUUCCUCAUGGGCCCAGCGCCAUUCAGGAUGAGGAGGUCUCACCAGGCCAAAAAGACACUCUCUGCCACAAAGGCGUUGGCAGGUCAAAGGUCUCAGACCUACGAGAUGAGGCCCCUCAUCCCUCAACGUCUCUCUUCCUUCGAGGCGCUGGAGAGGCUGGGCAACGGGGAGGGGGCUCCGUCCGACGGUGACAACUGCCUGACUAAUGCGGGAAGCUUGGACGCAAAUGGGAAUCUUCUGCGGCCGCUGGCAGCUUACCGCAGAGAUUCCGACUCUUUGAUCCAAGGAGACCUCGGCGACGGCCAGGAUGAGGUGGUCAGGAGACGCCAUGGAGACAAAGAGAAAAUCUUGGAAGAGCAGCGGCGGUUGAAGAGGGAACAGGAGGAGGCUGACACAGCAUCGAGACGACACACGGGAAUUGUUCCCACCCACCAUCAGUUCAUUACUAACGAACGUUUCGGAGACCUGCUCAACAUCAAUGACGCAGACAAGAGAAAAUCUGGAUCAGAGCGAACUCCAGCCCUGGCUCGAUUUGACUUCCGAGCGGAGACUCUGAAGGAGUUACCAUUUCAAAAGGGAGACAUUGUGUACAUAAUUCGACAAGUGGAUAACAAUUGGUUUGAAGGGGAGCAUCACGGAAGAGUCGGUAUCUUCCCAAGAAGUUAUGUUGAGCUCCUUCCCCCCACAGAGAAAGCCCAGCCAAAGAAGAGUGCCCCGGUGCAGGUGCUGGAGUACGGAGAAGCCAUAGCACGCUUCAACUUUACAGGGGACACUGUGGUGGAAAUGUCAUUCAGAAAGGGAGAGAGAAUCACCCUGAUUCGCAGGGUUGAUGAGAACUGGUAUGAGGGCAAAGUCUCAGGCACCAAUCGCCAGGGUAUCUUUCCUGUCACCUACAUUGAGGUGCACAAACGACCCAGAGUCAAAAAUGGAUUAGAUUAUCCAGAUGCCCCCAUUGGCCAAUCACCUCAUCGCAGCCUCAACGCAUCGCCUCAGCUGAACCGUAUCCGUAACAAUCGGCUCACCACAUCCCCCAUGCCCUUACCCCGCUCCCCCCGCCGCUCCGUCUCCCCUGAGGUCCAGUCCAUCUCCUCUGAGUGGAUCUCCCUGACCAUCGGGGGGGCCAGCCCACCGUCGGCCCCCACCCCUCCUCUUCCCCCGCGCCCUUCUGAGGCUUACCGCUGGGGCGAGUACCUGCCCCCUUCCAUGUCGGCCAGCCCGCUGCCUUAUGUCUACAGCAGCCAGUACGGCGCCUCCCCCGGGGCUUCUCCCGGGGCCUCCCCCCUGCCGCCGCCCUACCCACCCCGCCCUGGCUCGGCCACCCCAUAUCUCACCUUCACCCCUCCCCAGGGGGAGGACUUCCUGCUCUCCCCUCCCUCUCCUCGGCUGUCCCGCAGCCUGAGCCCCUGCGGAGGGGCGGGCUUGGAGAGCUGGCUGACAGGAACCAGUCCCCUGAGCGUCCUGGAGAGGGAGUUGACGGAGAGGGGGGGGGGGGUGGUAGACAGGGGCAGUGGCCGCGAAGCCCUGGGCAACCAGCAAAACAGCCCAGCAGAGCUGGCGAAGAAUGAGAGCGACUACCAUGGAAGAACCUCCAGAAGCCCUGUCAUGUUGUUUGACAUUCAGGACAACAACGUCAACGCUAACUCAUUUGCGGAGGCAGUGUGUAAUGAGAUCAUAAAUAUAGCCGAGACCUCAGUGAGGUACUGCAGCAACCUCUCCCCGAACCCCCAUGACUCUGUCCUCCACGGGCUCCUGCCCCCCCUUCACCCCAGUAAAACAUCUCUCAUCAUUUCCCAGCAACCCCAGUCCCACAGCAGCAGCCCGGAGCCCAGCCGUCUCAGCUGUGGAAUUUUCCAGGCUUUGUACAGUUACGUGCCACAGAAUGAGGAUGAGCUAGAGCUGCAGGAGGGAGAUCUUGUCAGUGUCAUGGAGAAGUGUGAUGACGGCUGGUUUGUGGGUACCUCGAAGCGGACAAAACAGUUUGGCACUUUUCCCGGAAAUUAUGUUAAAGAGGUCAAAUUGUAACCUACCCCAUAAACAUUUCUAUUGUGGGGAGAACCUAGCUCUAACCCUCGGUUUCUUGUCUAGUGUUGGGAAAUCAUUACUAUUGCGCUUGGCUGUUUAAAAUUAGAAUAGUCAUUUAGCCUGGUGAAUAAGGUUGUCUGGUGUAAGUGAUCAGUUUGGUGUGAGGUAUGUUAAUGUGCAUGAGGCGAAGCCUGGAGAAGGCUAGCUGUUGACUCACUGCCCAAACAUCACAAGUGAUGUUUACAGUAGGCAAGCUAUCCAUAUCCUCCGUUGUACAUGAAUUUAUCAUACAAUAUUCUGACUAUGGAAGUCCUAAAAUAUGGGUGCACAUAUAUUGUAUAUACUAUUCUUGUACAGUAUAUGUAGUCAUUGAAAGUGUCAUUGUGAUUGUUAACCUACAAUAUAAAGUAGGUUUAAAGCACAGGUCCAUUUCUAUGGGGGGUCAGCAGCAUAAAAGUUAAUGGAUCAAGUGUGGAUCUUUUAACCUCUGUGUCGGAUCAGGAGGGCUCAAAUGGAUGGUUGUGGUUCAUUUCCUGGAGAAGUAAGAGCUUUUUUGGCUGAAGUAUUUUUGAUCAACGUUGAAUACAGAUACAUUUGAAGUUUGAAGACUCGCUAACGUUGUCUAGAAGACUCAUGUUUUUCUUAGGAAAACCUAGUUAUCAUUAGUGUCUGGUUGGACAUGCCAUGAAGAUAUCAGGCUAGUGUAUACUUGGACAGUGUUCAACAGACCAUAUUGGUUUAAUGUAUAAAAAAACAUUGGCCUCAGCUAACAUUUUGGAAACACAUUUGUAUGUGCCUGCUAUGUUGUAAAUCAUUGUGGAAUGGCUUUAUAGGUUUUGUUUGCUCAGAAUUCACUGAAAGCUAUAAAACUAUGUUUGUGACAAAGAAGGCUUGUAGUGUACUUAAAAUAGAUACAAAUUCAUACCUCAGUGUAGUCCAAAAGCUUCCAAUGCCAUUUUAGUAUUGCCUCUGCCUUCUAAGGUUUGUACUAUAAUUUGAGCAAGUACAUGUGCAUGAUAGAAAUCUGGAAAUGUUAAAACACAUUAGCUAAUGUUAGAAAACCUAUCUGUUCAUUGAAAGGUUUGAGUGCAAUAAUGAAGGCUGUCUGUGCUAUGUACAUACCUCAUGGAGAUCAUUUGAAUGAUGAGAGAGAUAGUGAGCAAAGGCUGUUUGUGAUCAAAAUGAAUGAGCAAAUGUAAUACAAUAUAGGGACCUAAUUUUUUACCUGUCAUCCUUUACAGCAUAUAUGUCCCUUAAAUUUAGAAGGAACAUUCUCUGUCUGAUCUUUGAUAAUGAAUGUUAGGUAGCUGGUUGCAUACUGCUAGCUUAGUUAGACUGUCCAGUGGAAACACAGGACAGGCGUGGUAAGUCACUCUUUUUAAAGCACUUAACUUUCAGCCCUGUGGUCAUUUCUGGACAUUUCUCCAACUAUAAUUGUAGGUUUGGGUUUUUAUUGCAAAACCAAUUCAUUCAUUCUCGCAAAAGUUAACUCUUGGUUUGAGUAACAGCUGAUUUGAAUUGAGAGCAUUAAAUGUUUUACAUUUGACAUAUUCCUGUAUUGUAGGAUACACAGGCCUUUUCGGAUAUUCGAUUGACUACAUAUUAACAUCAGUGUAUCAUGUAGAAUCACAUCUAAGAUUAUUAAGCUUAUGUAGAGCACAAAACUGUAUCGAUGCUAUCCUCGUUCCAAUGACACCUAGGUACUUCAAGAAAAUUAUUACAUAUCUCCAAACAGGAUUGCUCUCUGAAGGAAAAAUAUUGUGAAUUCUGAUAUCACAGUCAGGCACCAUGUACAAAAAUAUCAUGUUGCAAAAGUAAGAAUUGGAAUGCUUAAAAGCACCUGAGUAGUCUUCCUGGGAGGAAAAAGCUAAUUCUCUAAUAUUAAAGAUUAGCAAACUAGUAACAUCAGUGAAAACCUGGUGGAUUCAGUGAAAAAAGGAUGUCUACUUCUAACAAAUUCUUCCUUAGGCUUAUUAUGACUCAGCUGUUCUUCAGCAGUAGCCUAUAUUUUACAAGUGACAGUAGUCUUAGUUUACUUGUCAGCAGGAGAUUUGAGUUUGUAACGACAAUAAAAAGGAUCCUGAAAAGAGUACCCGUGUGUAAGACUAUCAACAUCAAACUACUAAUACUGUUUCAUCUUCACUAAAUCUUUGGGGGAUGAAGAUGAUGAAGAUGUUGACUAUUUGCUACUUAUCUGUAUUUCUCAACGUGACAAGAUUAGCUAAAGUAGUGCAGUGAUGAUUGGCAUUGACAAGAUACAUUGGUAUGGUUUGAAUCUAUUUAAAAGCACAAUCCAACCUGCAUACCUGCAUACAGAUUCAACACUAAUGUUGUUUGCUCCUUGGGGUUUAAGGCCGGGUGUCUCUGUAAAAGCACUUUGUGACAACUGCUGUUGUAAAAAGGGCUUUAUAAAUACAUUUGAUUGAUUGAUACAGAUCAUAGCCCUGGAGUAUUAGUAGUAUACCACAAAAUGUUGAGAUCCCUUAUUUUCUAUUAUAAAAUAAUUACCAAUUCAUUUGGAACAAGUAGUUAUUAGUCAUUCCUGUUGUAUUUCACAGCUUUCAGUUCAUCAGAAUUCAGGAGUUGAAUCCCACAGUUGAAAAUCAUUAAUAAUAUAUGCCUGUUUAUUCAACUGACUGCUGUUAAACUAUUUGUUUGUCGUUUACAUGAGUCCAUACAACAGCCAACUCAAGCUUGUUUAUUAUUUGCAGCCAACAUUGAUGAGAAUACACACUUAUAGUAUGUGGCAGUUGUUUUUAUCAAAUCAAUUACAUUAUACAAAUUUGCCUCUACAUAAUCAUGUGACUUUCAUUUUAGUAUAUUCUUAAAAUGUAGAGGUGUUGAAAAGAAAAGGUUAUUUGAAGAUUGGAUCUUCACAUUAACCCUUUUGCGAUACACUUAUAAUGAAAAACGUUUGUGGUUGAAUUUUGAGGGGGUAUAUUAUUCAAGGAGUUCUUUAAAAUAACUUUUUUUCUUUAAGAACUUCAUAGGAAUUGCCUUACAAUGUUGACUAUCUUGCAAUAUUUUUUUAUUUUCAGAGAGUAAUGUAUGGUGAUUCAUAUGUUUGCAAAUCAGUAUUUCCCUGCAGGGUCUGCUGUACAUAGCUGCCAUUACUUUUGUGUCUGAAGGAUAACUCAGUGGAUUUAUUGUGACUCAGCUGCGAGCUGUUAACCGCAUAGUAACCGUGUCCCCAGGCUAUUGGGCACAUCGCUAACAUGUCUGAGAAUGAAAUUAAACCUAUUCAGAUGCAGUAGAACACAAAGUGUUCUAUUUCAAUCUGUGGUUUCCCUAAUGCUAACACUUAGGCUAUAGCUAAUAUUACCAAUCUCCCAACACUGAGACAGUUACAUCCAAAGUUGAAACCAACUUCACAGAGUAAGGUCCAGCGACAACUUUACAAGGACUGAAUGACUUUGGCAACAAGAAAAUAACGCUUCUGUUGGUAGCAUAGACUCACAAGCCAGUGUAGAACGUUGAUGUGAUCAUGUGCUCCAUGCAACAUCGCAGGAUGUAUGAAUGUAUGGUUUUGGAGUACUGUAUACACCCAUUAUGUUUAAAGGCUCUGUGUUUUCAGCUUGUAAUAACAUGUAAACUAUUAAACAGCUUGGCACAAUUGUAAAUAUGUAUAAAAUAGAAGUAUGGAAUGUAAGUGAUGGCAAAAGUCACACAAAGCUCUAUCAGUUGUUCCAGUUUAAUUACCUGAAGGCCUUUUUUUGGACAAAGCACAGAGUGAAGUGUUAUUGAGCACAGACAGUGUCAUGCAUGAAGGAACAUUAGGCUGACAUUUUGUGAGAAUCGUAAUGCCUUAUGGCAGAUGCAAAUUGUGCCUCAUUUUAAUUUUCUUUUACUGACACAGAGUAGUAUCCAUAUGUCAUAUUUAAGGAUGUAACUUGUUUUUUUUCAAUAACUCUUUGUGUUGAGACAUGUACUAAGAACCCAAUAGUUAAUGUACCAGUACCUAGACUAAAGUGUGACACAUUGCUUCAAAUAAAUGAUUUAUAAUCAUAAGGAUGUGUUCUUUAGUUUGCCGAGAUGCACAGCCUGCAACAGGUUUUGUUUGUUUGCUUUGCAGUGCUGUUACAAAUGUCAAUACUAAAAUAAAGACAACACAAUUUACUGCUGUGAUUUCCAUAUUAUGCAAUAUUUAAUAAACUAUAUAAAGCAUU